This is a messenger RNA of Callorhinchus milii (elephant shark), 2190 nucleotides long. It is a transcript of the gene rmc1, whose product is annotated as regulator of MON1-CCZ1. The transcript is spliced from 20 exons. The record is from RefSeq and is a predicted model, not a curated record. Gene Ontology annotation, cellular component: Mon1-Ccz1 complex; lysosomal membrane; late endosome membrane. Lineage: Eukaryota; Metazoa; Chordata; Chondrichthyes; Chimaeriformes; Callorhinchidae. Gene Ontology annotation, biological process: regulation of autophagy. Bases 74 to 2038 code for a protein of 654 amino acids.
GGUGAGGCGCGGCGGACGGGUCACGUGACGAGGCGGGCGGGUCACGUGCCUCUGGCGGCUGUAAACAGACGUCAUGGCGGAGGUGUUUUAUUUGGAGUUGUGCGACGCUCCGGUGCAGUUCGAGAAGGUGUCAACUGUCAAUAAUGUCUUCUUUGAUGAGGCCAACAAACAGGUGUUUGCUGUUAGAUCCGGUGGUGCUACUGGAGUGGUGGUUAAGGGGCCAGAUGAUAAGAGUUGUAUGUCUUUCCGAAUGGAGGACAAAGGAGAAGUAAAGUGUAUCAAAUUUUCAUUGGGGAACAAGAUUUUAGCUAUGCAGCGAACAUUGAAGACUGUGGAGUUUAUUAACUUUAUUCCUGAUUUGCCCCAAACAGAAUACUCUCAAGAGUGCAAGACGAAAAAUGCCAACAUCCUGGGGUUCUGUUGGAUCAGCUCCAAUGAAUUAGUAUUUAUUACUGACCAAGGCAUUGAAUUUUAUCAGGUCUUGCCUGACAAGCGUAAUUUAAAACUGUUGAAGAGCCAGAGCAUCAAUGUUAACUGGUUUAUGUACUGCCCCGAUACUGCCGUCGUCAUCUUGUCCACCACUGUCCAUGGGAAUGUUCUUCAGCCUUUCUAUUUCAAAAGUGGAACCAUGUCCAAGAUGUUAAAAUUUGAAAUUGAACUCCCUGCCAUCCCCAAAUCUGGAAGUCUCUGUCUCUCUGAAAGGGACAUAACAAUGGCCAUAUUAUAUGGCCAACUUUAUGUCCUUUAUCUAAAGCAUCAAGGAAGAACUCCUAAUAAUCCUGGUGCAGAAGUUAUCUUGUACUAUUUACCAAGGGAGGGACCGUGUAAGAAAACGCAUAUAUUGAAACUAAAUGUCACGGGGAAAUUUGCGUUGAACGUUGUUGAUAACCUGGUGGUGGUUCAUCACCAGAGUUCUCAGACAUCUAUGAUUUUUGACAUAAAACUACGAGCAGAAUUUGAUGGAGCUGUAAUAAUUCACCAUACUGUGCUUCCUCCUCUAUCCAUUCAUCCUUGCAAAAUUCCUCGAGCCGGACCAUCAACUGUGACAGCCCAAAGCCCUGUGCCAUGUGAACUUUAUUCUUCUUCGUGGAGUGUGUUUCAGCCUGAUAUUAUAAUUAAUGCAAGUGAAGGAUAUCUCUGGUGUCUUCAAGUAAAGUUACAGCCUAUCGUGCACAUGCUUCAAGACAAGGGACGGCUAAUGGAUUUCCUACUGCAGAGGAAAGACUGCAAAAUGGUCAUCUUGUCUGUGUGUUGCCAACUUUUAAGUGCAACAGAGCGAGGUAGUUUGUCUGUCAUUGCUACCAUUUUUGACAAGCUCAAUCAAUUCUACAAAGAGUACUUGGAAGCUGAGCAGAACUAUACACUGGCUGUGGAGUCAGGAACAAGUCGAGGCAGUUCAGCACAGAAGCCAGUGCGGGCACAGGCUGUUAUCGACCAAUCUGACAUGUAUACUCAUGUGUUGUCUGUUUUUACCAACCAGGAUCUGCCUCACAAGUUUAUCAGUGCAGUGCUAAUGGAAUACAUUCGGUCUCUUAACCAAUACCAGAUAAUAGUCCAGCAUUACCUGUAUGAGCUAGUUAUCAAAACCCUCGUGCAGCACAGCUUAUUCUACAUGCUCCAUCAGUUUCUGCAGUACCAUGUCCUCAGUGACUCCAAACCAUUGGCCUGCCUGCUCCUGUCACUUGAGAGCACUUACCCUCCUGCACAUCAACUGUGUCUGGAUAUGCUUAAGAGACUGUCUACAGCCAAUGAUGAGAUAGUGGAGGUUCUGCUGUCCAAGCACCAGGUUCUAGGUGCAUUGAGGUUUAUCCGAAGCGUCGGAGGGCACGACAACAUCUCGGCACGCAAGUUCUUAGAUGCAGCAAAGCAGACUGGCGAUAAUAUGCUGUUUUAUACUACCUUCAAAUUUUUUGAACAAAGGAAUCAGAGAUUACGUGGAAGCCCAAACUUCACACCAGGAGAACACUGUGAAGAACAUAUUGACCAUUUCAAAAGCCUGUUUGGGGAACAAGCACUUCUCAAAGCUAUGGUUGUGUGAAAGGACAUUGGGAGACUUCAUCCAGAAGACAAUGACUUUUGUCCAUCAGAUGUACAGUUGAAAUCUAGAAACUUUAUUAAAUGCAUUAUAAAAUGUUGUGUUAUAAAAUAUUUAUACAGUUGUAACAUAUUAAAAUAUGCAUUAGUGUUAAA